CCUCCUCUCCCGCUGACGUCACACCCGCCUCAGACAGACAGACAUGGCCGCCGCUAGCACCGAGCCUCAGCCCGCCGGGAGUCCCAGCCCCGCUCAGGCCGCCGCCCCGGAGCCCCGCGCCGAGGAGCCGGUUGCCGGGAGAGUGGAGAUGGAGGAGGAGGAGGAGGAAGCGGACGAUGAGGAGGAGGAUGAGGAGAGCAGCGGGGUGUCGGAGCGCUCGGACAGCCCGGCCGGGAGCAGCCUGGACGGGGACGGGGGGAAGAGCCGGCAGGAGGACGGCUCCAGGCCGGGGAGCGGCACGGACAGCAGCACGGCGGGGAGCUCUGCCGGGAGCUCGGCGGGGGAUGACGGCUACUGCAGCUCCAGCAAGUCCGGCCGCAGAACCAGCCUGGAGGGGUCCUCUGAGGGGGAACCGCUCAGCCGCAUGGACUCCGAGGACAGUAUCAGCAGUACACUGAUGGAUGUGGACAGUACGGUUUCUAGCGGGCGCUCUACUCCGGCCAUGAUGAACGGCCAUGGAUUACCAACAUCAUCAAGCAAAAGCGUUUCUUACAACUGCUGCUGGGAUGAGUGCCAGACCUGCUUCUCCUCCAGUCCUGACCUUGCCGAUCACAUCCGCUCCCUCCACGUGGAUGGCCAGCGCGGAGGGGUUUUCGUCUGCUUUUGGAAGGGAUGCAAGGUCUAUAACACGCCGUCUACAAGUCAGAGCUGGCUACAGCGACAUAUGCUGACACACAGUGGAGACAAGCCCUUCAAGUGUGUUGUUGGAGGCUGCACCGCCAGCUUCGCGUCUCAAGGAGGUCUCGCCCGUCAUGUGCCCACUCACUUCAGUCAACAGAACUCUUCUAAAGUGUCCGGCCACCCCAAGUCCAAAGAUGAUUCUCCAUCCAAAGCCGGACUGAACAAGCGCCGGAAGCUGAAGAACAAACGCAAGCGCUCACAGCCGGCUGCACUGGGAAGCUCUCCUUAUUCUACCACCCCAGUACAGCUGAAAGCUAGGCCACACGAUUUCUUUGACGCACAGACCCUGGAUGCCAUUCGACAUCGUGCCAUCUGCUUCAAUCUUUCUGCCCAAAUAGAGUCCUUGGGUAAUGGCCACAGUGUCGUUUUUCAAAGCACGGUCAUCGCAAAGAGAAAGGAGGAUUCUGGGAAGAUAAAGCUUCUGCUGCAUUGGACUCCGGAAGAUAUUCUCCCAGAUGCAUGGGUGAACGAGACUGACCGCCACCAGCUAAAAACCAAGGUGGUCCAUUUAUCCAAGCUCCCGAAAGACACAGCCCUGCUCUUGGACCCCAACAUCUAUAGGAAUUCCAGUAAAAGGAUUGCACACAGUGGAUCCCUGAAGGAUCAUUUCUCCUAAGAUCACUGUCUGAGCCAUGGAAGCGUCGCCAGAGAAGGUAGCAGCAGAUGGCGCCAGAGAGCAGGAAGUCUGCUGUCACGUGACCCUCGUUCAGCCAGUGUUUGCUGUGUAAACGUGUGUCGUGGGGUAUAACGUCCGCUUCUUGCCUAUAUAAUUAGUGAGACAGACCUCUGUGCACGCUGACUGCCGUUUGUGUGACAAUGACCUUUCACAUGAAGGUAUAACUCCUAUCCUGUCCUGGAUCGUGCCACUAGGGAACCGCCCAGUAACGCACCCCUCUAAACGUGGCCCAGUCCAUGGGGAGGACGAACCUUCUCCCCAAUAUUCAUUGGAAAAUCAAAUGUCUAGCUUCCCGUUACCGCCUGUUGUAUGACCUAUAGAAAGCAGAUGUAUUAUGCACCAAAGUCUCUGCUGAAAGUGACUAUAUUUUUCUUUAUUCUAAAAUAGAUGAAAUAAUUGCUGUCCUUUCCUGAUCCGGUCCUGAUGUCGGAGCCGCGGCGCCUCCCCCUGUAAAUAGCGCAGAUUUGUAAUAUAUUUUUGUAUUGGGAAAUGUAACUGUAGCUCUGGUUUCUCUAGACACAUGAACGUUGCUGUAAAUAUCUAGGGAUCAUGUUGAAGAAACGCGGAUUUCAUUAGCUAGGACAUUAUCAGUUUUUUAUCUAUACAAGAAGCACCUUCUUACAAGAAUGCAUUCGCAGACUAGUUGCGUAGCGUUGCGAGCGGAGACACCGUGCCGAAGUAUUUCCUCUCGCUACGCCUCGUCGGAGGAGGAGCCAGUUACUCUGAUGGGUCUCUUGUCUUGUUCCGUCAUUUUAUCCUCGGCAGUGCGGGAUGGUUCCGAUAGUUAUAGUAAAUACCGAUUCGUGCUCCGCCUGCUGACGAUGAGCCUGUACCAUCCCCGGAAUAGUUUCUAAAUACUGCGGGUGCAGGGGGCAGCCUGCAGCCAGAGAAUAAAGCACUUCUGCCCCCCACUGGCUAUACCCUGUAAUAACAACCAGGAUGAAAUGUAUUAUGUUGUAGUUAUUUUUUUACUAUGUAUUUGGUCUUCUAUCAUGGUACGAACAGACCUUGAUGGAAUAUUCAUUUUACUUUCUCGUUUUUUUAUUUUUUUUCUGUGUUUUUUCCAAUAAAAUAUUAGAAUUCC
Messenger RNA from Pseudophryne corroboree (corroboree frog), 2501 nucleotides. RefSeq names its product AE binding protein 2 (gene AEBP2). The transcript has 10 exons. Bases 44 to 1357 code for a protein of 437 amino acids. The record is from RefSeq and is a predicted model, not a curated record. Gene Ontology annotation, biological process: regulation of transcription by RNA polymerase II. Gene Ontology annotation, cellular component: ESC/E(Z) complex. Lineage: Eukaryota; Metazoa; Chordata; Amphibia; Anura; Myobatrachidae.